GUCACCCACAUCAAUUCUUCCACUGGGCGAGCAACAUGACAUGUAAGAAGACCUUGAAGGGCGUUUUCAGCCCUAGCAGCUGGAAGAAGCGAAACAACGCCGCCAAGGAGGUCGAACCUUCGUCUGCACUGAGACAAGAACAACAAAAUGAAUCCCAACCCGCUAAUACACUCCGCUCUCAGCCAGAUGAAGUUCAUAUCCCUUGCCUUGCCCAGACCAAAAGCAAUAAUGUCGACCACGAGACUAGCCACGAUGAACUGGAAGAGUUGACGGAGAUGACGGACAAUAGGGAAAUGAAGGGCACUCGUACUGAACUUUGUAGCAAAGAUGAGCAGGUCGAAUUGAGCAACCGAUUGCAUGACAAAACCCUGCGUAACGGUCUUUGGAAAGCGGCUUACCAGAAAGUGGCGCAGGAACUAGAUGGAAACGUGUUGGCCCAGUUUGUCCACCUUUUGGUAGAAGCCGAGAUCAGUCAAGAAGAGCCAGGAACGAGCAAUAACAAUGCCAAUAAAGUGGACAGUGAAGGCAUCCUUGAGAAUCUACAGGAAAUUGUCAAGGGCAGGCUGGAUGUGAUACAGAAUGCAAGGCUGGUCAUCAGGGGUAGAGUUGUUAGGGACGAAGUGUCUGAGAUAUUCGAUACGGUCAAAACGUUUAAAGACAUUAUCACAGCAACUGUUAGUGCAGAGCCUCAUGCAGCGCUGGCAUGGGGUUGCAUGGCAGGCUUCUUUCCCUUGCUAGACAAUGCACUGACACAAUUUGAGAACGCCAAAACUGGAUUGAGGGUUAUUUCUGACAUCUUGGUUCGUUGUCGAGUCAUAGAAGCAACAGCUUUAAUCUCUAGGGAUCAGUCAUCUGGAAAUCAGGAGCUUCUUUCUCAGGUGAAAGACAAAAUGAUCGAUCUUUAUUCACAGAUCCUAAAAUAUCAGAUUUCGCUAGCAUCUCAGUACUCUCGUCCCUCCAUCAAGCGUCUGCUGAGGGACAUCGUCCUCAAAGACAAUUGGACAGCCAUGUAUAAAGAUAUGCGGAUGACGGAAGAGAGUAUCACGUUGGAUCUGGAAAGACUUGACCAGAAGACAAUUGCAAGCAUUGCUUAUCAGAUGUCCAGUCUUCAGAAGACUGUGAAGGUGGUUUUGGAUGAGAGUGUAAAGGUUCACGAAGAGAUCAAGCUCCUCACACAAGACGCCUUGAUCAGGGGAUUGCCCGAAGCCCAAUAUGCUGCCUUUGAUACGUAUAGGAAGAGCAUGCCCCCACCAGCAUAUUGCCAUGAAGAUACUCGGAAAAGGGUUCUUCGCGAAAUCCAAAAAUGGGGAAAGAGCAGCGAUGGCAACUGUAUCUUUUGGCUAAGGGGCAUGGCAGGUACUGGCAAGUCUACCAUCGCUCGGACUGCGGCCAAAAUGUUCAAUGAUCAGCUUCUUCUUGGUGCCUCAUUUUUCUUCUCGAGGAGCAAUGCUGAUCGAGCAGAUCCUGAUAAACUCUUUUCAACCCUCGCCCGACAAUUAGCAGAUGUGCUCCCCGGCUUUGCUGCCCACUUGAAAGAUUCCAUCCAGCGCAAGCAUGAUGUGACUCAGCAGUCUCUAGAUCAGCAAUGGAGAAGUCUCCUUCUCGAGCCCCUUUCUGCGCUGAGCGACAAUUUCCCGCACCGGAUGGUAUUAGUACUUGUGAUUGAUGCCUUGGAUGAAUGCCAGAAUGGACGCAUAUAUGCUCAGAGCAUCAUAAAGGUCCUGGCUACCGCGAGGACGCUCAAGAAAAUUCAGCUACGGAUCUUUGUGACUAGCCGGCCUGAGGAUUAUUUGGCCGAUGGAUUCACCCAGAUUCCUUCGACAACUUACUAUGAUGUAAUGAUCGAUCAUGAUGGAAACCGAACCACAAAACGAGACAUCCGUAUCUUCCUCGAAGACAAAUUGUCCGAUAUUGCUACAAGAAAGCAGGCCAACGAAGCCUGGCCUGGUAAAGAAAGAACAGAAAAGCUUAUUGAAGGAUGUGGACGACUGUUCAUCGCCGCAGCGACUGCCUGUCGAUUGCUCGAGGAUACUGGUUUCCUCAACGAUACCUUGGAUUUAUUGUUCAAUACUAAGCAGCAUGAUUCUCUUACCAGGGAUAUUGAUGAAAUGUACACACUCGUCUUGGAGCAAGCAAUCACGAAGCGAGGUUCGGAUAGUAUACAUCUGAUUCCUCUGUUCCAGCUGGUAGUUGGGUCGGUCAUUACCAUGCCAGAGGCGCUCCCACUGCGUAAACUUGCAAUGCUUCUCCGAGAACCCUGCGAUAAGAUUAGAAUGAUGCUCAAGAACUUGACUUCAGUCCUGGUUGUGCCCGAAGAUGAUGACUCACAAGUUUCGCUCUUCCAUCUUUCCUUUCGUGAUUACCUUGUUGAUCCAAAUCGAUGCAAAGAUAGGGACCUCCUCAUUGACGAGAAGAAAGCAAACGAAAAACUUUUCCAUCGAUGCAUGGACAUUCUUCAUGAAAAGGGCAACCUGCGCAGGAAUAUUUGCAAUAUCCAACAUCCAGGAACUGCAGCAAUCGAAGUAUUACAAGAGACUAUCAACGAGCAUCUUCCCUUGGAGGUCCAGUAUGCCUGUUGGUAUUGGGGUACACAUAGCAACUCUGGAGGGCCUCUCCAGCCAGAGAAAGCCGCACAACUCUUGGUCUUCCUGAAGGAGCACUUUACCCACUGGCUUGAAGCCCUGAGUCUUACGGGGUUGAUGCGGCUUGCUAGUCCUACAAUGACUGAAUUGAAGACUCGUGUUGCGGUCGAGAAUUAUCCAGAGCUUUUCGAAUUCGUGGAUGACGGGAGACAAUUUGUCAAUCACCGCGGCACCGAGAUCGCCGAUGCUCCCCUCCAGGUUUAUUAUUCUGCCCUUAUUUUCUCUCCCACAUCAAGUGUGCUACGAAGACAAUACCUUAAAGAAAUACCUCGGUGGAUAAACAUGACCUCUACUACCCAUAACAGCUGGGGUCAAUCUGAGCGCAUAUUCAGAUGCGAACACUCUUGCUGUGCGACAUUUUCUCCUGAUUCAACAAUUAUUGCGGUCGGUACUGGUAUUGGGGAGAUACGGAUCUGGAACAUGAUAACCGGGGAGCUUGAACAAAUACUGCGGGACUAUGGCACAAGAAAUGAGAAUGAGGUAGUGUUAGGACUACUGUUCUCUGCUAGUGGCAGGGAUCUAACGGCAGUUUACAAAAGUGGCAUUAUUAUCACCUUCAACGUUCUUACAGGAAAACGGGAGCAAAGAAAGAAAUUACCGAUAGAGGUCAGAGAAAGUGCAGUCAUUAAGUUGUUGCCUGACUCGAGGAUCAUUGCAUUUUUUUCACAACAUACCAAAGCAGUGUACCUCUGGAACUUUGAUAUUGGCGAGACUAAGAUCAUACAUGGCCAGUUUGAGGAAUGGAUCAUGUCACCCAACGCAGAGCUCAUUGCAUCAUACUCAGAUGGUCGUGUGAAGCUGAGUAAGGUCAUUCCCCGUGACGCUGAGUUUUGUGCUAUCGAGGAAAUAAGCGCUUGGGAGGUGAAAGAUAGUCCUCGGUUCCAUGUUGUCUUCUCUUCGGACCUCAAAAGAAUCGCCUUUAGGACCGGCUAUGACACGUCACAGAUAUGGGAUAUAGAAGGGCAGCCUGAAUUGGUCAUGGAAUUCAGGUCUGGCUAUGUCGAAGAUAUAGUCUUUACUCCCGAUGGCAACCAGAUGGCAGUGCGCGCAGCUACAGGAACAAUAGAGAUAUGGGACCUGACUACUCGACGCGUUUUCCAUCGGAUAGAAAAUCAUGGUAGACGAGCCACGGCUCUUACCCUCUCUCCUGAUGGUCGCAAAUUAGUCUCCUUAGCCUCUCUCGAAAGCGCAGUGCAGAUAUGGGAUCUCCAUGACUUGAGCAAAGUGGACCAAACACCGGGGUCACCGACUGAUGAGUAUAAUAUUUUAUACGAUUCUAUCAUUUUUCCCAGUGGACAAACAGCUAUGUUAAAGUCUUACGGAGUUACGUCUAAAAUAUGCGACCUUGUCACUGGCAGACUUCAACACAGACUGACAGAAUAUAAUGGCAAGUUUGCGGUCUUUUCGCCAGACAGCAAUUACCUGGCCCUGUUCAAUAAAGAUGACUGCUUUAAAGUACUCAGUACCACAACAUGGAAACCCAACCUCGUUCUUGAGAGCUCAUUUGGCAUAACUGCUGCUUUUUCGCCAGACAGUAGGAGAGUGGCCAUCCAUGGAAACGAUGGCCUUCUGCGGGUAUACUGUAGUGCUACGGGUAGGGAAGAACGAUCUAGCCCAAAAGGUCUGCCAGGAAGUGAGUUAAUGGCCUUCUCACCAAGUGGUGACAUGGUGGCAUCAUCACUAGGCCCGGUUAUUACUCUUUGGAGACUUGGCAAGGAGCCAAUACAGGAUGAUAUUGACAUUGGAUAUGGUCACAUUAACGUCCUCGCCUUCUCUCACAGCGGGAAACAGUUGGCAACUGGUUGUAAGGAGGGCCUUGUGAAUAUUUUGGAUUUGACAACCGGAAAAGUGCAUACAAAAUCUCUCAGCUGUGCGACAACGGUUUAUUCUUUGGCUUUUGCGCCAGACGAUACUCGAAUCGCAUCAAGAUGCAUGAAGACCGUCCAGAUAUGGGAUAUGGCAAAGGAGGAGCCUAUUAAACUGUUACCCUGUCACCGAAGUGCCUCAACUCAUACGCGGCUAUUGCUAAAUUGGGAAAUUCUGGCCAUGUACACUGUGGAUGAAUGGGAGAAGUGGGUCAUUUACAACGGGCAGAGACUUUUGGCCAUCCCAGCUGACUUUCGUCCAAAAUUCGUUGAGCUCUUGUCCGCCACUUCUCUCGUUCUGUUCGGCCAACAGUCAGCUCUUGGCAUCUUGCACCUUUCCCCAGAUCCCAGCUUGGAGGAAAUAUAGAUUACCAUUUGCAGAUAACAAUUUUCCAUCUACAUGGCAAAUAAUGAUUGGAACGGGUAGAUAAACUACCUAAGUCGACCAGACAUAGGACUGGGCGCCGUGUGGGAAAUCAUAGGAGUCUGAAACCUAUUCCUGGUGUCUAUUUUGUCUUAGCGCGCCUUAAGUGGGUUUUCUAUUGUUUCUGAUACCCCAGUCCUAUCGGGAUACCAUAGGGACCCCAAAGUACAUACAAGAUCUACUAAGUUUACAGUACACUAGAACUGGCAGUAUUUACUGAGAAGGAUUGAAACAAAUUAUCCUGGUUUCAAUUUCAAG
Aspergillus welwitschiae is the source of this 5189-nucleotide messenger RNA. RefSeq names its product WD domain-containing protein. The coding region runs from base 36 to 4874 and encodes 1612 amino acids. Lineage: Eukaryota; Fungi; Ascomycota; Eurotiomycetes; Eurotiales; Aspergillaceae. The transcript has 5 exons. The record is from RefSeq and is a predicted model, not a curated record. Gene Ontology annotation, molecular function: protein binding.